AUGAAACCACAGGACUUGGUGACGCUGAGAUGGAAACUCCUUUGUUUCUCCCCUAAGACAUUUUGCCUGACAGAGCGUGAGUCGGACGCGUGGGCCUACCUGCUCAGGCGCACGCUUUCUGGUGAGGACCAAACCGGAGCGGCCGGUAAAGGCGAGGGCAGAGGCGAGGAGCUCUGGAGCAGGCUGAACCCCGCCAACACGAAGCCUGGGCGCCCCCUCAGGCCUCGCAGCGGCCGGGGGAAGGCAGGCGCAGGGUCUCCCUCACGGCAACCUGCUUGGCGUGGUGUCUGGCAGCCUCCCCCGAGGCGGCCCGCGGCUGCUGGCUGCCCCCGGGGAGGCCGCCCUCCGCUCAGCCGGACUCUCCUCCCUCUCGUCGAACAGGGGAAGAUUUUGGAAAAGACGGAGGCGUGCAGCCAGAUCGCCUUCACCCGCUACGUGCGCUCCGGGAGGAAGCCGGGGCCGGACCCGCAGCUCUCGAUGAGGGACGCGCGGUUCGGCCGGGUGCCGGGGAGGGUCUACCGGCCCCGCGCGCCAUCUGCCGGCCUGCGGGCGGGCGCCAUCUUCUGCCACGGCGGCGGCUGGCUGUACUGCAGCUUCGGGAGCCAUGAAAAGAUCUGCCGUUAGGUUGCCAGAGAAAGCAAGUCGAUGGUUGUCUCUGUUGGGUAUCAUUUAGCUCCUGAACACAAAUACCCUGCUGCGUAUGAAGACUGUCUUAAUGCCACCAUACACUUUAUGAAGCAUAUGGAGCUCUAUGGCGUGGAUCCCGCCAAUGUAAUUGUCUGCAGGGACAGUGCUGGGGGCAAUAUAGCAGCUGCUGUUAGCCAGACCCUUGCAGGUAGAUCAGACCUCCCCAAACUAUGUGCUCAGAUCUUGAUCUACCCAGGCCUUCAGGCGCUGGACUUCAAUUUACCAUCCUAUCAGCAGAAUCAGGGAGUCCCUCUCUUAUUCCGAGAACGUGCUGCUUUCUACAUGUUACAGUACCUAAAUGGGAAUGCAUCAAAUCUGGAAGAGGUCUUGGAGGGCUCCCAUAUUCCUAUAGAUAUUAAAUUAAAUUAUAGGAAGUGGGUGAGCCCAGAUAACAUCCCCGAAAAAUUUAAGGUCAGAGGCUACAAACCACAUGUGCUACUUGACUGUACAACCGAAGUUUAUGAGACAGUGAAAAGAUUCUGUGAGCCCAACCUGUGUCCGCUGUUAGCUGAAGAUGCUCUUAUUCAGCAGCUGCCUGAGACUUUCAUGUUGACUUGCGAGUAUGAUGUGCUGAGGGAUGACGGCUUGCUUUACAAGAAGAGAUUGGAGGACAACGGUGUUCGAGUGACCUGGUACCACCUUGAGGAUGUUAUCAUAAGCCUAUAUGAUUAUUGCGGUUUCUCAUUUCCAGCUGGGGAAAGGGGAUUGGACAGCAUUGUUAAAUUCAUAAAAGGUCUGUAAGAACAACUUUCCCUCUUUAUGCUUCUCCCACUAAUGUCUCUGUUUAGGCUUCCAAACCUCAGGUAGUACUUGUCAGCAAAAAUUUGAUACCCUUUGAUGUGUAAAAUACCAAUUUUGAUAUUAAUGAACUUCAGGUACUGUCUGAACACUGGUCUUUGUCCUCAUGAGACUAUUGACAGUUCAGUCUUUACAGUUUAAAUAUUUUCCACAUGCUGUGUUUCAAUCCCUUUUCUU
Messenger RNA from Aquila chrysaetos chrysaetos, 1662 nucleotides. RefSeq names its product arylacetamide deacetylase-like 4. Lineage: Eukaryota; Metazoa; Chordata; Aves; Accipitriformes; Accipitridae. Gene Ontology annotation, molecular function: hydrolase activity. The record is from RefSeq and is a predicted model, not a curated record.